Psilocybe cubensis is the source of this 957-nucleotide messenger RNA. RefSeq lists its product as uncharacterized. The record is from RefSeq and is a predicted model, not a curated record. The transcript has 4 exons. The coding region runs from base 1 to 957 and encodes 318 amino acids. NCBI's taxonomy places the organism in Eukaryota, Fungi, Basidiomycota, Agaricomycetes, Agaricales, Agrocybaceae.
AUGCCUACCUUUCGCAAUGCACCAAGAAAGUACCCAGAAAGUUCUCAUCAAGCCAACGGAAAAGGCUCAAAUCAAGCCAGCGGAGAAAACUCAAGUCAAGCCAACGAUUUUAUGGCAUUCCUAGACUUUGGUAUCAGCGACAAUUACCCCAGUGUUAACCCUGAGGACAUGCUGUCCACAGGCCCCGUGUUUGAUCCAGAUCUUCUGGAUUCAUUGCAUUCAUCACUCUACAUCCCUGAUUUGAGCCGCAACCUUCAUAACGAGCGAUCCAAGUCAGCUCAUUUCCCAACUUUAAGUGCCAACUCAGGGUUAAAUAUGGCGACGUAUCCGACAAUGGGUCGCAGCCACACGUCACACGAUACGCCGACUGUGGCAUGCGCGUCAGUGGAACAUCCUGUGUAUGUGUAUGCGUCAAGUGCUGGAGGUGCACCAACGUUUUUGAGCAGUCAGGGAGGGGAAAAUGCUUGGACACUACCCAUACUCCUGACAGCUUCGAAGAUACGGAGUGAUCCUAACGAGAUCGAUGGGAUAGACGUAGAGAUGGAGUCUGUCCCCGAUGCUCGACGCGAGGAAGAUAUCGACACACCAGAUAACCAUGCAACUGGUUCAGGUCAGGACAUCAAGGUGUUGACCUCGGCGGAAUUUCUGCAAUCGUUAGGCUUCGAUAUCAGUAGUCUUGACCUCAAUGGUAACAUGGAGGUUAUACUACUGUCAAUCGCCCCGAAUUCGAGGAAGCUCUUAUAUCGAGCACUCCGAUCCAGCAUAUCUGCCUCCAUCGAAUGCGAGUCAGGAGCUACCUAUGACGAAGUAUCCGACGAUGGAAACUAUCCAGACGUCACACGAUACUCGCUACCGAGUCUCGUUCAAGGAGCCCAAGGAAAGGCGCCAGUCGGAUGCCUAAAGGUCGCACCCGCGAUCAAGAUACGACGUAUGCAGCGUUACUUUUUACACACCUGA